Molecule: messenger RNA, 1330 nt
Organism: Lolium perenne
Lineage: Eukaryota; Viridiplantae; Streptophyta; Magnoliopsida; Poales; Poaceae
Source: RefSeq, a predicted model, not a curated record
GCCUACGACUGCAGAUCUAACAACGACGAUCUGCUGCUUCCCUUCGACUUUAGGCCGAAGGUCUACGACGCCUACGACUACGACUGCAGAUCUAACAACGACGACGAUCUGCUGUUUCCCUUCGACUUGGCCUUCGGCUGCGCCAGCGCGCUGCCCAUCACCGGCCGUCUAAGAAGGCUGCACCUUUCUGGACUGAAACUAUCGCAAAAAUUCGCCGACGAACUAAGAUCCGAGUGCCCAGUCCUGGAAGACUUGAAGCUCGUCAAUUGCAGGUACGACGUCGACUACAGGUUUGGCGGCAGUGUGCCCCCCCGCAUCGCCUCCAGCUCCCUUAAGAGAUUGCACAUCGAGGGGAGCUACAACAGUUACUACAGCUUGAGACAAUUAGACGUUCUCGCCCUUCCUGCACUAGUUUCCAUGAGCCUCGACAAGAUCUUUCAACUGGAUAUUCAAGAUUAUGCUCUGCCGUCCCUCGCCGUGGCAUCCAUCGCAGACCCGGAUAAGUAUGCAGGCAAAUACCGUUUCUUGAAGUCGCUGCGCAAAGCCAGAGUCUUGGAGCUCCGGAGUUUUACCACGGUGGGAUUGCUCGAGGAUGAACCCGAAGGAUUGCGCAACUUCCGUAACCUCAGGACCUUGAUCCUGAUAGAAUGUGAAAUUGGAGAUAGAUGCCAGAUGGUGAGGUACAUCUUAGAGAACGUCCCGAAUUUGGAGAGACUUGUGCUGCAAGAUUGCAAGAUCUCAGGGCAUUGUAGGGGACAAUCAGCUUCCAGUUGGUGCGGUACAUCAUUCCACGGUUGCCAAAACCUCAGCUCGAUACGAGUCAAAUAUGAAGGUCAUGAUGUCCCUCUCGUGCUUGUUGAUGUCUUGACGGAAAUCGCAAAGGAUGUUGUUAGGACACACCACGGCAAGAGAAAUUAUGUUUCGUGGCAUGACUGGAUGAGCAGUGUCGUUGGGUGGCAAAAGAAUUUCCUCAGACAGCGAUAUGGUGCCGCCGCUUCUGCCGCCGCCGUCGAGUCGCACAACUCUUUCUCUGACGAGGAGCACGAGUCCUAUGUGUGGAAGCACCGCGCGGGAAAGAAACAUGACAGGGACUGCGCCGUCAAGGCACGCCGUAGGGCGGCUCACCUAGCCCGACGCUGAAGUGCUCGUACGUUGGCAGGGUGGACAAGGUGGCGUCUACCAAAGCUGAUCGCUCUAGUCUACUCCGUUCCGCGUGGACAGACCCCAAAGAGAAUGCCGUGCAUUCUGGAUCCAUAUGACAUCCAACCGAUAUUGGAUUUUUUUUUCUUUCAAUACCAGCAUGUCGUGAUUUUUAUAUGCUCAAAAUGAA